This is a messenger RNA of Callorhinchus milii (elephant shark), 3049 nucleotides long. It is a transcript of the gene garnl3, whose product is annotated as GTPase activating Rap/RanGAP domain like 3. Gene Ontology annotation, biological process: regulation of small GTPase mediated signal transduction; activation of GTPase activity. NCBI's taxonomy places the organism in Eukaryota, Metazoa, Chordata, Chondrichthyes, Chimaeriformes, Callorhinchidae. The record is from RefSeq and is a predicted model, not a curated record. Gene Ontology annotation, cellular component: cytoplasm. Gene Ontology annotation, molecular function: GTPase activator activity.
CUCUGCCUCUGAAGACCUGGGCUGUAGACGUGGGGAGUUCAGCCGGAAACACUAUGGUUCUGUGGAGCUGCUCAUCUCCAGUGACGCUGACGGUGCCAUCCAGCGAGCGGGCAGAUUCCGGGUGGAAAAUGGGUCGAGCGAUGAGAACACGGAUUACACGCCAGGAACAUGGCGUCGCACGGACGUCCACCUGGAGAAUCCCGAGUAUCACACCAGGUGGUACUUCAAAUACUUCCUAGGAAAAGUUCAUCAGAAUUACGUGGGCACAGACAUAGACAAGAAUCCCUUCUUUCUCUCUGUGGUGCUCUCCGACCAAAACAACCAACGGGUCCCACAGUAUCGUGCCGUCCUCUGGAAAAAAACAGGUACGCAGAAGAUAUGCCUUCCCUACAGCCCGACAAAGACGCUCUCUGUCAAAUCCAUUCUAAGUGCUAUGAACCUGGACAAAUUUGAAAAACCACCCAGAGAAAUCUUUACCCCAGAGAUACAGAAGGACCUGUUGCUGCUGGAGGAGCAAGAGGGCUGCGUCAACUUUAAAUUUGGGGUUCUCUUCGCCAGGGACGGUCAGCUGACUGAUGACGAAAUGUUUAGCAACGAGACGGGGAGUGAGGUUUUCCAGAAGUUCCUGAACCUGAUGGGGGAGACGAUUGCCCUGCGGGGCUGGAUCGGCUACAGGGGCGGCCUCGACACAAAGAAUGACACGACGGGGAGUCACUCCAUCUACACCGUCUACCAGGGCCAUGAGAUCAUGUUCCACGUCUCCACCAUGUUACCCUACUCCAGAGAGAACAAACAGCAGGUGGAGAGGAAGCGACACAUCGGGAACGAUAUUGUGACAAUCGUCCUGCAGGAAGGGGAUGACGCCUCCUCGUCCUUCAAACCCUCCAUGAUCCGCUCGCACUUCACACAUAUUUUUGCCUUAGUUCGUUACAACAGAGAAAAUGAGAGCUACCGGCUGAAGAUCUUCUCAGAGGAAAGUGUUCCGCUCUUCGGUCCCCCUCUGCCCUCCCCCCCGGUCUUCACUGAUCAUCAGGAGUUCAGAGACUUUGUGUUAGUCAAGUUAAUAAAUGGAGAGAAAGCCACACUGGAGACACCGACCUUCUCCCAGAAACGCCAGCGGACCCUGGACAUGCUGAUCCGCUCCCUGUACCAGGACCUGAUGCCCGACCUGCACAAGGAAAUGAAUGAAAUCCAACUUGGCUGGAUAACAAACAUGCUGAACCGUCGCUCGUUCAGUGACGUGCUCCCGGACUCCCCCAAAUCAACCCGCAAGAAAGAGGAAGCCCGGCAGGCGGAGUUUGUGCGAAUUGGUCAAGUUCUUAAACUGAAGACAAUAGUGCGAGGCGAUGCUCCCACCAGUCUGGUGACCACAGGGAUGUACAGGAAAGAGCCCUGGGAGUCCCAGUGUUUCUGCAGUAACUUCCCCCAUGAAAUCAUCUGCAGCGAUUCCUGGGGACCAGCAUUGCUCAUCUCCACCGAGUCCGGAGUGAUCUUACUGGAAGAGGGACAAACGUCGGUGCCGGUUUUUGACCGGUCGCUGCCCGUCAAACAGGUCGACGUCCUGGAAACUCAGGAUCUCCUCCUGACUCGAGCAGAUAAAGGGAAAGAUGCCCGUUUGUUUGUCUUCAGACUGAGCGCCAUUGGGAAGGUGGUGGAGGAGAGACAAGUGGCCCGGACCAAAGCUGACUGUAAAGACAAUAAGCUCGAGAAAACCAAAGGCUGCUAUCUCUACGCCAUUAACACCCAUCAUGGCUCCGAGCUGAGGAUUGUGGUCGCCAUCCGUAACAAACUGCUGCUGAUCACCAAGAAGAGCCCUGUGCGGCCUGACAGCCUGGGGCAGCCGCCCCCAGCCUGGCCACAAUCUCCUGUCGAGGAGUUCCAGUAUAUCAGGGAGAUCUGCCUAUCAGACCCCCCGGUGGUGAUGACUCUGGUUGACGGCCCGACCAGGGAGAACGACAACCUGAUCUGCGUUGCGUACAGACACCAGUUUGACCUGGUGAACGAGAGCACAGGAGAGUCAUACCGACUGCACCAUGUGGAUGCCAGCAAGGUGAAUUUUGUGGCCGCCGUUGAUCUGUAUGAGGACGGGGAAGCCGGGCUGUUGUUGUGUUAUAACUAUAUCUGUUACUACAAAAAGGUCUGUACCUUCAACGGAGGCUCUCCCCUGCUCCAGCCCUCCGCUUCCGACUUCCAUUUCAGCUGGAACCAAGUGCCCAACCACAUAGUCUGUGCGUUUCCCUAUAUCCUGGCGUUCACCACCGACUCCAUCGAGAUCCGCCUGGUGGUGAACGGGAACCUGGUGCACACCACCGUACUGCCCGAGCUCAGCCUCGCUGCCUCCCGGUCGGACAUUUACUUUGCGUGCGCGGCCUCCGUCCACACGGCGUCCAGCAGCAGCUCGAGGGAGAGCAGCUGUCACAACUCACCACAGACUCCGACCAGCCAUGACCUGCCCCCGGCUCUGCCCCCCGCACCGCCCCCCACCCCGGGGGAGGCUGAGAUUCAGUGGAAGAACGUUUACAAGAUUCCCCUGAGCAGCCUGGUGGGUCGGAGUAUCGAGCGGCCUCUCAAAUCUCCACUGACCCCAAAGCCCGUCACCACCCCAACCUCCGGGGUCACCUCAACACUCCCGGUCACCCACUCCCUGUCACUGACCCGCAUGGAGAUCAAGGAGAUCGCUUGCAGGACACGGAAAGAGCUGUUGGGCCUGAUGAGUGAACCCACUGCACCCAAAUUGGACAGUGCCCCCAAAGCCAAGAAGUGGAACUGGAAACCGGUGGAGGAGGAGACCAGACCAGGGGCACUGAGCUCAGCCAACGUCGAGAGGUUCCUUCCGGAAGCGAGCGAGGCGGAGUGCGAAGCGCAGCGACACCUGUCGAGCAGCUCGGAUCCGGAGUCGGGGGGUCAACGAGAGGAGAGCUCCCCCCUCAGCGCCCCCUUCAAACUCAACACUUCCUUCGACGAAGACGUCAUUGAUCUGAAGUGAUGGCAUCAUCGUUGGCCUCCUUGCUUCUCCUUCCCUAACUCCCUCCCUCCUUCCCCAACUCCC